AGCCUCUUCCCACCCCUGCAGAUCCCUGGGCUAGCAGGGUGCAAGGGGUCCAACUCACACUGCACCACUGCUCCUCGUGCAGCCUCAGCCCAGUCUCAGCAGGGACUGCACACUGCCAUAUGGGUGGCACCCGACGCACCCCAGGAUGCACGGUGCAUCCCAGCACACUCUGUAUGACAUUGGUGCCUGCUUUACCCAGCACACGUGGUGCACACCAGCAGCAUGCUCCAGCAGUUACCAGUUCACUCUGUACAUCUGAUGCAUCCCAGCAGUGCCCGGGCCACCCAGUGCACCCCAGCACAUCACAUGCACACCCCCAGGCAGCACCUCGGCUCUUACAACCACUUCAGCUGCACUCUCCCCUGCCCCCCCAGGCUGAGGCUCCCCAUAACCCAGCAGGAAGAAGCAUCUGCCUCAGCCUUCCUAAAAGCGUUUUGGCUCAGGAUCACAGGAUUUGCAGCUGUGCCUCUCUGUGCGUGCAGUGGUGUGCAAGUCUCUCUGCAGCACCAUGGCAGCACCCAUCUCGGUGUGUGACUUCGUGCAGCAGGUGCAGGAGGACCUCAGCUCACCCACCACCUCCACCUUCACCAGCCACAUGGCCCGCUGUAAGGCCACUGCCGGCAGCAUGGAGGAGGCCUUGGAUGCAGACCGAGCUGUGCUGCAGAAGAUGAGAAAAGCUGCCAAGGCAGAGCAUGGCUGUGCACAAGACCUCAUCAGCCACCUCGCAGCCCACGUUGCUGCCCAGGAGUUGUUCUCAGCCAACUACCAGCUGGAGGGAGAGCAGCAGCUGGCUAAUGCCUUCAGCACCUUCGCGGCCUUCUCCCAGGAGCUGCUGAUUGCCAUCAGGAGCCUGUUGCAGAGUUUGGACCACAACAUUAAUUUUUCCCUGGAGUCCUUGAUAAAGGGAGACAUGAAAGAGAUCAAAGGGGAGUUCAAGAAGCCCCUUGAGAAGGCCUACAAAGACUAUGAGAGCAAACUCACAAAGAUAGAGAAGGAGAAGCGUGAGCUGGCGAAGCAGCACGGCAUGGUGAGGGGUGAGGUGAGCGGGGGGGAGAUCGCCGAGGAGAUGGAGAAGGAGCGCAGGAGCUUCCAGUUAAACAUGUGUGAGUAUCUAAUCAAAGUGAAUGAGAUCAAAACCAAGAAAGGGAUCGACCUGCUGCAAAACCACAUCAAGCACUGCAACACACAGUUCAAUUUUUUCCAGGAAUGUUUGAACACAACAGCAAAACUUAAGAAGUUCACAGAGGAGCUCAUCCCGGAGCUGCAGAGCCUGAAAGUCAGGCAGGAUGAGGAGAAGCAGCAGCUGUGUGCCCUUCGGGAUCAGCUGAAGGCAGCAUUGCAGCUGGAGCAGAGAGAGGACGUGGGGAGCAAGCAGGCCCGGUACAACAUGCAUCAGCUGCAGGGGAACAAGCAGUACGGUACAGAAAAGACAGGGACUCUCUUUAAGAAAAGCGAUGGGUUGAGAAAAGUCUGGCAGAAGAGGAAGUGCACUGUCAGCAAUGGCUACCUGACCAUCUCUCACAGCAUGUCCAACCGUCCUCCGGCCAAGCUGAACCUACUGACCUGCCAGGUGAAGCCAAACGUGGAUGACAAGAAAUGCUUUGAUCUGGUUUCACACAACCGCACGUACCGCUUCCUGGCAGAGGACGAGCAGGACUGUUUUGUAUGGGUGUCCGUCCUCAGCAACAGCAAGGAGGAGGCACUGAACGUGGCCUUCAGCAAGGUGCAGGGUAGAGGGGAGAGCAGCAGGGAGGAGCUGACCCGGGCCAUAGUUGAGGAGGUCAGAAACAUGCCUGGAAACAGGGAGUGCUGUGACUGCUUGGCCCCAGAUCCCACCUGGCUCUCCAUUAACCAUGGCAUCCUGAUCUGCAUUGAGUGCUCUGGGAUUCACAGAGAGAUGGGUGUGCACAUCUCCCGCAUCCAGUCACUGUCUUUGGACAAGCUGGCAACCUCUGAACUGCUGCUGGCGAGGAACAUUGGCAACGCUGGUUUCAAUGGCGUCAUGGAAGCGAGUCUUUCCAGCUUCUCCCUGAAGCCCGUGGCACACAGUGACAUGGCCUUGCGGAAAGAAUUCAUCAUUUCCAAGUAUGUUGAGAAGAAAUAUGCCAAGAGGAGCCCUGCUGCUCAGUGCCCAAGCCUCCCAGAAGCUGUAAAGGGCAAGGACAUAUUUACUUUGCUCCAAGCUUAUGCUGAGAACGUGGAUUUGAGCAAGCCUGUGCAGGCACACCUGCAGGAACCCGGGGAGACCAUCCUCCACCUGGCAGUGCUGUUGUCUGAUCGAACCUCUUUGCAUAUUGUUGAUUUUCUUGUCCAGAACAGCGGGAGCCUGGAAAAGCAGACCAUAGUGGGGAACACGCCGCUUCAUUACUGCUGCUUUCACAACAAACCUGAGUGCCUCAAACUGCUGCUGAAGGCCAAAGCCAGCAUCAUCACCACUAACCAAGCAGGAGAGACGGCCCUGGACAUUGCCAAGAGGACAAGACAUCACCAAUGUGCAGAACUGCUGCUACAGGCCCAGAACAAUCAGUUCAGCCCGCAUGUCCAUGUGGAGUACGAGUGGUGGCUGGGCCAGGAUGACAUGUAUGAGAGUGACGAUGAGCUGGAUGAGAAGCUCGGUCUUAUGAAGAGGGGGUCUUCCUGUCCACAGAGCUGCUCCCAGCCUCCUGCCACCAGACCAGAAGCAGCAGGGGCAGUGCCUCAGGAGAGGCAGCCAGACACCUAUGCCUUGCCACACACCCACCUCUGCAGCCUGGAUGUGCCACCAGCCCCCUCCUACCCACCUCCCUUCCCUCCCCAUCGGGCGAAGUCAGCUCCUGAAAGGACACGUCCACUUCUGACCAGCUCAUCUGUCUUCGCUGAGGACACAAGAACCAGGAGGAGCCCAUCCCUGCCUCUGAGCACCAAGCACAAGCGCACAUCCUCAGAUCCAGCUCCUUGGGUACCACUCAGCCCGGAGAAACCCAUCCUUGGUCUGGUUUCAGGUGUCCCAAUGGCCGUGGACUGCCUCUAUGCAUCUGUCUCCAGAAAAGCAGGACAACCUGGCCCACACCAAUCGUCCCAAGAGUCAGAUCCAAGUUCUGGAAGUGCCUCGGAUCUCCCUCCUCCUCUUCCUCGGAGGGGCAGUUCGAACACACUGCUGUUCCGCAGGGUCCGCGCUCUCUAUGACUGCAGUGCUGACCGGGACGAUGAGCUGACUUUCCACGCAGGCGAGAUCAUUGUGGUGUCUGAAAAGGAGGACGACAACUGGUGGAAAGGCUGGAUUGAAGGGCAGCCCCACAGGCAAGGCGCCUUCCCUGCUUCCUUCGUUCAUGUGCUCAAUGAAGAGGAGCUGCUUUGAUCUGGGAGGGAAGAUGUCAUCAGCUGCUUGGAAUUUGAAACCCCCAAGCUCCCAUCUGCAUCCUCACUUCCAGCAUCACCUCUCCUCCCCUGGGCCAGUGGUGCUGAGGCCCCAGAGCCCCACAUACUGCAGACCUUGGGGCUGGGGUUUGUGGGUGAUGUGUGCUGGCUGCCAGCAGAUGCUCAACAUACAAAAGAAGAGAAUGGGGCAAACUUCAGUGCCCUGCCCUGAGCAUGCUGCCUGUCCUGAGUGUUGUGGAGAUGCGCUGCUGCCUUGCAGGGCUGCGGAGCUGUGAGUGGAGCUGUGCUGUUGUGCAGAGCCCUGGGUUGGAGGCUUCUGCUGAGGACAGAGCACAGUGUGAGCCUGGAAAGACAAAUGUCUGGUGAAGCCUGCAGAACAGAGUGUUCAUGCCAUCCCUGCUGCCUGCACUGGGUUUCACUGCUGGUGCUCCAGAAAACCUGCUCUGUGGCAGCUUAGGUCAUGGCUCCAGCAGCAUCUGGCUCUAGGAGUGAUGGAGAGGAACUCUGAGCCCACUGCCAGUAAAUCCCAGGGCUUCGGUGCUUUGUGUUGUGCAGGGCUGUUCUGCUUUGUGUUUCCAUCUCCAUUUCUCCUUUUUCCUUUUGGCGUUCUUCCUUCAGCGUCCAACAUCUUCAGGUGAAAUCACUCAUGGUUCAGCUUACACAGCUUUUCUCCAGGGCCUGGCACAUGUCUCAGUCUUCUUCCUGAACCAAAAUCCUGUCCAGGUGUCAUAAGGAAACCAAGCACUGGAUGCACCAGACUGUAGAAUGGAAGUUGAACCACCCCAGCACGAUUUACAGGGUCAAGAGGGCAAGGUUGUGCCUGGCAGCUUCUCCCACCCCCGGUGUUAUCAGUCAGAUAGGAUCUAACCUUUGUAUAAGUCGUCAAUGUGUAUCCUUAGAUACAACAAAUAUGUGCUUUUGCCUCGGUUAGGGUGACCAUCCUUGAAGCUGUUAAGGAGCUCUUAAUCACUCUGCAAGGACUGAGCUUGUCUUUGAAGAUAGGAGCACCUUAAGAAAAGGUAGUUAAGGUAGCUAGCCCGCAGGAAGGGAGAUUAGCCCUGUCUUUAACUGACCAGUUGUAGGCUGGAUGCUGUAUGAGGGUUGUGGUCAAGUGAUAAAAAUAUGCAUUAAAAAGUGUCACGAAA
This is a messenger RNA of Lagopus leucura (white-tailed ptarmigan), 4502 nucleotides long. Its product is annotated as arf-GAP with SH3 domain, ANK repeat and PH domain-containing protein 1-like. Gene Ontology annotation, biological process: positive regulation of GTPase activity. Lineage: Eukaryota; Metazoa; Chordata; Aves; Galliformes; Phasianidae. The coding region runs from base 509 to 3337 and encodes 942 amino acids. The transcript is spliced from 27 exons. Gene Ontology annotation, cellular component: cytoplasm. Gene Ontology annotation, molecular function: protein binding; GTPase activator activity. The record is from RefSeq and is a predicted model, not a curated record.